UAUAGUCCCUGAUAGGCGUCCUGCAGCCAAUCUUUAAAAGUUGUUGUUGCUAUUGGCUCAUUUCGUCACGAGGCGCAGUCAUUGCCUUUUUUUUCCCUCCUUCCCUUACACCCUUUGGCCGGCGUUUCCGCCAUGAACAUCAAGUUUAUGAUUGACUCUUGGUCCCUCGUAACCCGUAGUUGAUGUGCACCGCUAGGUCGCACGCGCAAGCGGGAAGCAAGUCUGCGCGCGAGAGACUGAAAAAAAGUUGAAAGUGAGUGUGAGUUGUGAAUAAGAGGGAGCUGGUGAGGUGGAAAGCGGCUCAGCCUUAGGUCAGUCCAGCCCGCUUGUUGCGGCACAGGCGCCGGUCUCGUAUAUAUAUCACAUAUGUACGACCCAGGCCUAGGCCUAUAAUAAUAAGAAGGGGACAAACAAGAUUAGGAAGAUACAAAAUAAACAGACCCGGGACCCAACUUGGAUUUUGGCGCAAAAGGCGCGAGAGGGGAGGAAAUUAUGGCCGCCGACUCGUUGGAGCCUCGACUCGACCGUCGCGGCUCCCUGCUCGAUGUUCGGGAAGCUCAAGUCACACCCGGCUUCGACCCGUCUUUAGACCCCACGAUUAGACAGCUAUUCGAGCAGCAAGCUGAAAUCCAGGCGAAGCUAGCCGCCUUACUUCCGGCCAAGUAUCUUCCAAACAGUAAACUUGAGCUGGACAUGCUUCGUCGGAAGCUUAGAGCAUUGGAGGCCUACGUUAAGAGUCAAAAUCUGCCUGGGACCGUUCCCAUAUUAUCUGACAUCGAGGAAGCCCGCGCCCUGCAGUAUAAAUGCGAGUGCAUCGAGAGUUUCUUAAUAGAUCAAGGGCUGGAUCUUCAUGAUGCGCAGUUUCUGCAUGCCUUGAAGCUUUUCGUUCAAGAUGAUUCGCCACCCGGCUACGGGACCUGGCUGGAUAAGAACAUCUCAUUUUAUGACCCUAUCUUCCGGGGAUGGAGGAUGAGAGAGACUAUACCUCUCAUAUCAAGACGCCAGGCAUCCUUCAAGUGUUGGGAUGAUCGAUGCUUGUAUUAUAUAUAUGGGUUUUCUAAUUCCGAAGAACGGGACGAACAUCUCAAACAGCAUGCUAUUUCUCCGAAGAGGGAUUCGGGUCUAUCGGUUGGCACCAUACCUCCCAUCGUCUUCCCGGACCAGUCGUCGUCACGAUUAUUUAAUACCGAUCAUAUAAAUCGGAACUCACCGACGACGUUACCACGGCUUUCUGUUCCUCCUUCGCUACCCCCGCUAGCGACUGCUAACCAACCCAGAGAUCGGCGUGAGUCGACAAUUGGCUAUUCCUUUGCGAACGAGCUACCACCUCCUCAACCUAGAGGUUCCGUAGACUCUGAACCAGAUUCCUUGUUGCCACCCUUAAAACGAAGUAGAGUCGGACACGGAAGACUCGAAUCCAUUGGUGAGCUGAGGCUUCCACGUGAUGCAGGGCCAUGUCUCCGUUGUAAGGUAUAUGCCAAGCCUUGCGAUUCGAAGGAUGACUGUGUAUUUUGUUGCGAACCUGCUGGCUCCGCCGGCGAGGAGUUUUGGAGUGUUCUCGGGUGCCUUCGUGGCUCCUUGGUCUCGCUAGGUGAUUACAUGUUACCAGAAGCUCUUUCCCCGAGACAGGUGCACACGCCUGUCACGUCACCUCUAGCAAGACGUCGAAACAUGAAUGAUUAUCUCGAACGGACCUAUCUUGUAAGCCAGGGCAUGUCGGAUAUGGUAUUGUCGCAUAUGGACUUCGAUGAUGGAUUCUGGUGGACCGAAGAUUUGGCAUCGUUACCAAUGCCUAAUCCCACUCUAGCAACCUAUUCUAAAGAGCCUACGGAUAAGCCGCCGCCUGUCUUAAAAGUAUUAGCAGCGAGUUGGAACGCGGAGGGCGUCCCUUUCCAAUUUUGGGAACUGUUCAGACUAACAGGUUACAUGUCGGAGAGCCGAGAAUUUGAGGCAAUGACUUACCCUGUGCUUUAUCGUGCAAAGUUACUCUUAAGAGAGAUUCUAUUCUAUGACUUACAACAGCCCGAACCGUCGAUACGAACCGAAGUCAAUUUAACUAAUGUAACGAACGCCCAAAACUCCCUGGACGAUAUAGACUACGAAGGACGAAAUCGACUGAUAUACAACUGCAUGGUUCAAUUUUUGCAGUCCUUCGAGAGCGCGACUAUGCGAAGAGUUAUAUCAGAUCCUAAGAGUUGGCUAGCCGUUUUCGUUUCGCUUUGCAUUUUCAGCAUCGUUAGGACGAUUCUGGCGGACUUGAUUUCUACCCCGUCACGGGCUAUACCUACGCACUCGCAGUCAGGGUUUCCUAUGCCCGCGGGCGCAACCGCUAUGCACGGCGUCUACAAGGCGCUGGUAAGUGUAUUUGCUUGGUCUGCGCCGAUGAUACUGGACGACCCAGCUCUCGAAUUAGACGGGAACGAUCGCGUGUUGUUUGCCACGACCGUUGCGGCCGUUCGAAAGGACGACUGGCUUGCUUUAGGUAUUCGAUCUUCCAGAGACUUUCUCAUGGGACUUGGGAGCGGUUACCUGGAUGGUAGCGCUGGUGGCAGUGCCGGGUUUAAUGGCUUCUUUAGACAACGGACACCAAUUUACCGACAUGUGUCGUAUCAGCAGCCUUCCGUUGGUCAAGCUGGCGAGGCUCGGAAGUCGGUUAUUCAGUGGCGUCCGAUCGAUCCCUGGGCAGCUAGAAAUGAGCAGGAAAUGCUACCUACGACGUAUCCAAUAGAGAAUCAUGAGCCUGGAAGGAGGCAUACAGUAGGGGAGAACCCGGUAUUUACUCGAGCAAUUGCUAGGGGUCUCAGCUCCCCUUCAAAACUUAGAACUUCUUACCAGCGACCGCCGCUUCGGCGUGUGUUCUGUACUAAGUGUCACGAAUACCCCGAAGGUUUCCGCGGCGAACACGAACUUCGAAGGCACAACGACGCUAAGCACGCGUCAUUAGUGAAAAGAUGGGUCUGUACGGAGCCGCAGACCGCGGGUUCUCAUAACUCUCCACAACCUGUUAUACCACUUUCGAAGUGCAAGGCUUGUGUCACGCAGAAGCGGUAUGGGGCUUAUUAUAAUGCAGCUGCUCACUUACGGCGGGCGCACUUCCACCCGCACAGGAGCGGCAAGGCUAGCGGUGAUUGGCCGCCGAUGACUGUCUUAAAAGAUUGGAUGCGAGAAGUACGACAGUCAAUCGACGUGAACGAAAACGACACAUCUAGCGGGGAAGAAGACAACGACGUUAGAAUGAUCGAGGAGUACGCAUUACCUCGACAAUCUUCUUUCUUAGAAGCCCCCCGACUUGCGCCCGCGCCGCCUCAGGGGCCAUUAUUGGCUCCGUCGAUAGCCCCGUCACUGGAUAGCACAGCACACAGCAGUCCUAUCAUACCAAAGGCCGAGGACAACAGAAAUCGGUGCCCCCACCCGGAUUGUGGUCGAGUGUUCAAAGAUCUAGCAGCGCAUAUGCUGACGCAUCAGGAGGAGCGACCUGAGAAAUGCCCGAUAGAGAGUUGCGAGUACCAUACAAAAGGGUUUGCACGAAAGUAUGACAAAAAUAGGCACGCUUUGACACACUACAAGGGGACCAUGGUUUGCCCUUUCUGUCCGGGGCCGGGGACGGCUUACGAGAAGGCCUUCAAUAGGGCCGACGUCUUUAAACGGCACUUGACGGCCGUACAUAAUGUCGAGCAGACUCCUCCUAACAGCCGGAAGAUGAUUAUCACGGGUAACAGUUCUCGGAACGGUGGCGAUGCCAAGUGUUCUAUUUGCCAGACGCGAUUCUCAACUGCACAGGAAUUCUACGAGCAUCUAGACGAUUGCGUUUUAAAUGUGAUCGUCCCGACGACGCCAAAGGCGCUAAAGGACCGGGUCUCGACGCCCCAGAAGAGUGACGAUAGGAGUAUCAUCGUGGCUAUGGAGGAUUCUGACGAAAAGGGCAAAAGUGAAGGGAAGGGAUCUGCUGACGUCUCCCCGGGUAGAGUGAUAGAGGCAACGCGAGGGGACAAGAUGGAGGUGGAUUCGGACAGGGAUUAAGGAAUAUGGGAAUUACGUCCUGUAUAUGCGAGGCAACGGAAGAAAAGCGGAGGAGUUUGGAAGAUAUCAUUAUUGAUGAAUCGCUACUUACGAGGCCGUUAUAUUUCGUGUAUACAAACAAGCUUGGAAUGAAUAUCAGGACGUGAGACGAUCGAUACACCGUACAUAGGUACCUAAGGUAGUUUAUUAAUGGCCUACACAAUUGCGUUACAUCUCUUUUCUUUUUCUCCUGUUGGAUGGGGGCGAAA
Daldinia caldariorum is the source of this 4268-nucleotide messenger RNA. RefSeq lists its product as uncharacterized. The transcript has 5 exons. Lineage: Eukaryota; Fungi; Ascomycota; Sordariomycetes; Xylariales; Hypoxylaceae. Bases 493 to 4020 code for a protein of 1175 amino acids. The record is from RefSeq and is a predicted model, not a curated record.